AUGAGUCGAAUUAGGAGACCAGAUGCAGUUGAGCAUGCUGAUAGGGUAAUUAAGAAGAAGAGAUGCAAGAGAAAGGUCAGAGUUGUACUGAAGAGGCCUAUGCCGAGGAUUUCGAUGACUCUGCAGAGAUUAUUUGAAUCGUGCCGAGAGGUUUUUAAAGGCCCUGGGACUGUUCCUUCUCCUCGUGAUGUAAAGAAAUUGUGCCAUAUUCUUGAUGGUAUGAAGCCAGAAGAUGUUGGGCUAAGUAGGGAUUUGCAAUUCUUUAAACCAAAGGAUGUGGUUGAAGGGAGCUCAAGAGUUACUUUUACAACCAUCUACCAAUGCGAAAAUUUCUCGCUAUGCAUUUUCUUUCUUCCUGCAACUGCUGUCAUACCUCUCCACAAUCAUCCGGAGAUGACUGUUUUCAACAAGCUUCUAUUAGGUACAAUGCACAUUAAAGCGUACGACUGGGUCGACCCUCUCAAUCCCAAUACCCCAGCUUCACCACCUUCGACAUCGAGACUGGCAAGAAUGAAGGCAAACAGAACGUUCACUGCCCCGUGCAAUACUUCUGUACUGUAUCCAACUUCUGGAGGAAAUAUACACGAAUUCACAGCAGUAACACCGUGCGCCGUGCUUGAUGUUAUGGGACCUCCCUACUCUAAAGACGAUGGCCGGGAUUGCUCGUACUACAAAGACACUCCAUGUGGAGCAGAUGGUUGUGGAUGGUUAGAGGAGAUUGAAAUGCCCAAAGAAUCAGAAAUGGAUGGAAUUGAGUAUUUGGGGCCAAAAAUUUUCGACUUCACUACUUAG
Molecule: messenger RNA, 792 nt
Organism: Fraxinus pennsylvanica
Lineage: Eukaryota; Viridiplantae; Streptophyta; Magnoliopsida; Lamiales; Oleaceae
Source: the annotation of a GenBank genome assembly